AACCUCCGCCGACGCAACAGCUGCGAACCAGAGACAAGAGCUCCAGCAUCUGCAACUGCUCGAAGCUUGCCUGGAGCCACUACCGAGUUCACCCGCCGCAACACCAAAGCUGUUACAGUCCCCGCGGGAUUUUGAAUUACCCUCGUCGCCGCUGUCAUCAUCGUCGCCGUCCUUGUUUUCUUCUAUUGCUAUUGAUUCUCGGCCCAACGUGUUGCCGAGCGAGUUGCCGUCGCCCCCCAAUACCACCCCGUCUUCCUCCCCAGCUCCUUCCAUCAAGAUGCCUCCGAAAGCUUCGCAGAAUGGCGAGAAGCUGGAAGGCGAAUAUGGCAAGAUUUACUCGAUAUCAGGGCCCGUGAUUGUCGCCGAAGACAUGAUCGGUGUGGCCAUGUACGAGCUUGUUAGGGUCGGUCACGAUCAGCUCGUUGGUGAGGUCAUUCGCAUCAGCGGCGACCGUGCCACUAUUCAGGUAUACGAAGAAACGGCCGGCGUGCAGGUCGGCGACCCCGUGCUCCGGACCGGAAAGCCUCUCUCAGUCGAGCUUGGCCCUGGUCUCCUCAACAACAUCUACGAUGGUAUCCAGCGUCCGCUCGAGAAGAUCUCUGAGAUGUCCCAGAGCAUCUACAUCCCCCGUGGUGUCGCAGCGCCCGCCCUCGACCGUAAGAAGAAGUGGGACUUCACCCCUACCAUGAAGGUCGGUGACCACAUUUCUGGCGGAGACGUCUGGGGUACCGUCUACGAGAACUCUUUCAUCAAGGUGCACAAGAUCCUGUUCCCGCCCAGGGCACGUGGAACCAUCACCAAGAUCGCCGACAAGGGCAGCUUCACCGUUGUGGACGAGAUCCUCGAGGUCGAGUUCGACGGCAAGAAGACAAAGUACGGCAUGAUGCAGUCGUGGCCCGUUCGUGUGCCGCGUCCCACGACCGAGAAGCUCUCGGCCGAUAGCCCUUUCCUUGUCGGCCAGCGGGUGCUGGACGCCCUCUUCCCCAGUGUUUUGGGCGGCACCGUCGCCAUUCCGGGAGCUUUCGGCUGUGGCAAGACUGUCAUUUCCCAGUCCGUGUCCAAGUUCUCAAACAGUGAUGUUAUUGUCUAUGUCGGAUGCGGCGAGCGAGGCAAUGAGAUGGCUGAAGUUUUGAAGGAUUUCCCCGAGCUUGAGAUUGAGGUCGAGGGCCGCAAAGAGCCGAUCAUGAAGCGUACCACCCUUAUCGCCAACACAUCGAACAUGCCCGUGGCCGCGCGUGAGGCCUCAAUUUACACGGGAAUUACAGUAGCCGAGUACUUCCGUGACCAGGGCAUGAACGUUGCCAUGAUGGCGGACUCUUCAUCCCGUUGGGCUGAGGCUCUCCGUGAGAUCUCGGGUCGUCUUGGUGAGAUGCCUGCUGAUCAGGGUUUCCCUGCUUACCUGUCUGCCAAGCUUGCUUCCUUCUACGAGCGUGCUGGAAAGGUCAACGCCUUGGGCUCACCUGAGCGCGGUGGAAGUGUCAGCAUUGUCGGUGCCGUCAGCCCGCCCGGUGGUGAUUUCUCGGAUCCUGUGACUACAUCGACCCUGUCCAUUGUCCAGGUCUUCUGGGGUCUCGACAAGAAACUGGCACAGCGCAAGCACUUCCCGUCCAUCAACACUUCCCUUUCGUACAGCAAGUACACGAUGAUAUUGGAGAAGUGGUACGAGAAGGAGCACCCCGACUUCCCACGUCUGCGUGACCAGGUCAGGCAGCUGCUGUCAGACUCGGAGGAGCUGGACCAGGUCGUGCAGCUUGUCGGCAAGUCGGCGCUUUCGGACCCCGACAAGAUCACACUUGACAUGGCCACGCUGCUCAAGGAGGACUUUUUGCAGCAGAACGGCUACAGUGACUACGACCAGUUCUGUCCCAUCUGGAAGACAGAGUGGAUGAUGCGCCUGAUGAUGGGUUUCCACGACGAGGCGCAGAAGGCGAUUGCACAAGGCCAAAGCUGGAGCAAGGUGCGCGAGGCUACCCAGGACCUGCAGGCCAAGCUCAAGAGCCUCAAGUUCGAGGUACCGACCGACGGCGAAGAGGUUAUUUGCAAGAAGUAUGAGGCCAUCCGCAACGAAAUGCUGGAAAAGUUUGCAUCUGUCAUGGACGAGUAAGGUAGAGAGAUAUCGGACCUUGUCUAGUUUGUUGUUAAGUUGCACAAGCGGAAUGGAAGAGAUAGUGUGCGUAUAUAGAAGUACCAAGAUACAUUUUUUUUACUUAUCGGCUCUGCGAUGAUGUACUUGAUCAUGAGCUUCCCCAAGACGUGUAUAAGACUGACUGAAAUGCAACUCGACCGCAUUUUGAUGCAUGAAAGUCUGUCGGAACUUAUUCAGUUCAAUGUGAUCAAAUGAGC
Pyricularia oryzae 70-15 is the source of this 2343-nucleotide messenger RNA. RefSeq names its product V-type proton ATPase catalytic subunit A. Gene Ontology annotation, biological process: proton transmembrane transport; ATP metabolic process. Lineage: Eukaryota; Fungi; Ascomycota; Sordariomycetes; Magnaporthales; Pyriculariaceae. Bases 278 to 2104 code for a protein of 608 amino acids. The transcript has 6 exons. Gene Ontology annotation, molecular function: ATP binding; ATP hydrolysis activity; proton-transporting ATPase activity, rotational mechanism. Gene Ontology annotation, cellular component: proton-transporting V-type ATPase, V1 domain; fungal-type vacuole membrane. The record is from RefSeq and is a predicted model, not a curated record.